This is a messenger RNA of Schistocerca nitens (vagrant locust), 3765 nucleotides long. RefSeq lists its product as uncharacterized. Gene Ontology annotation, molecular function: protein-containing complex binding; monoatomic ion channel activity. Bases 1 to 3765 code for a protein of 1254 amino acids. The record is from RefSeq and is a predicted model, not a curated record. Gene Ontology annotation, biological process: monoatomic ion transport; transmembrane transport. Gene Ontology annotation, cellular component: membrane. The transcript is spliced from 24 exons. NCBI's taxonomy places the organism in Eukaryota, Metazoa, Arthropoda, Insecta, Orthoptera, Acrididae.
AUGGAAGACUUCCUAAGGUUCAAUAGUCUGCAGCCGCUGCCGCUGGCGCGGCCCAACAGGCCGCACAGCUUGUCCACGAGCAGCCUGCCCGAGAAGAACGGCGCCGCCGUCACGCCCACCGCCUCCUCGGCGCCCACCCGCCAGACCACCGGCAGCUACGACGGCGAAGGCACUCCGACCAAGAGCAACCAGCGGUGGCUCAAGCUGCGCACCACGGUGCAGCUGUCGAGCGCCAUCUCCACCUCCGCGCAGAAGAAGCCGCCGCUGAAGCGCGAGGACUCCUUCCUGAAGCGCUUCUCCACCCGCCAGAUCCCAGAGACGCAGACGGUGGACACGGGCGAUGACGGCGACGGCGGCUCCAGCCCGACGGGCAACGCGACGCCGACGCGCCGGCGGCGGCGGCGGCGCGGCCCGCAGCGGCUGCCGCGCACCGUCGUCAACCCGGACGAGAACUUCUACUUCUACUGGCUGAUGCUGCUCACCGUGUGCGUGCUCUACAACCUGUGGACGCUCAUCGUGCGCCAGAGCUUCCCCGAGCUGCAGCAGCGCGCGCCCGCCUUCUGGCUCUCCUGCGACUCCAUCAGCGACGCCGUCUUCCUGCUCGACGUCGCCGUCCAGUUCCGCACAGGUUACCUGGAGCAGGGCCUGAUGGUAUACGACUCCAAGAAGCUGGCGGGCCACUACCUGCGUUCGAGGGCCUUCCUGCUCGACCUGAGCGCGCUGCUGCCGUUAGACCUGCUCCAGAUCAACCUGGGCACCAACCCCAUCCUCAGGUUUCCAAGGUUUCUCAAGGUGUACCGCGUCUACGACUACUACUACAUGGUGGAGUCGCGCACCGUCUACCCCAACCUGUGGCGCGUCGUCAACCUCAUCCACAUCCUCAUGAUCCUGGCGCACUGGUUCGGCUGCUUCUACUACUUACUGAGCGAGGCCGAAGAGUUCCAGGGCGACUGGGUGUACCCGUACCGGCCGGGAGAGUACGCGACGCUGACGCGCAAGUACCUGGGCUCGCUGUACUGGUCGACGCUGACGCUCACCACCAUCGGCGACCUGCCCACGCCGGAGAGCAACCUGGAAAAAACCGAUGGAUCGCCGAACGGCCCCAAACACCUGCCCAGGCGCGGUCUCAAAUCCCGAAUACUCCAGUUCAAAUCCAACCGCGGGUACAUCUUCACCAUCGUCAGCUAUCUCAUCGGCGUCUUCAUAUUUGCCACCAUAGUGGGCCAGGUGGGCAACGUGAUAACCAACCGGAACGCUAACCGGUUGGAGUUCGAGCGGCUUCUGGACGGCGCCAAAACGUACAUGCGCCACCACAAGGUGCCGGGCGGCAUGAAGCGGCGGGUGCUGCGCUGGUACGACUACAGCUGGUCCAGGGGGCGAAUUCAGGGCGGCGGCGACAUCAACACGGCCCUGGGUCUGCUGCCGGACAAGCUGAAGACCGAGCUCGCGCUGCACGUCAACCUCAGCGUCCUCAAGAAGGUGACCAUCUUCCAAGAGUGCCAACCUGAGUUCCUGCAUGACCUUGUGCUGAAGAUGAAGGCGUACAUCUUCACACCGGGUGACAUCAUCUGCCGCAAAGGCGAGGUCGCGAGGGAGAUGUUUAUUAUCGCGGACGGCAUCCUCGAGGUCAUCAGCGAGACCGGGAGGGUGCUAACCACGAUGAAAGCGGGGGAUUUCUUCGGUGAGAUUGGGAUCCUGAACCUCGACGGUCUCAACAAGCGGACGGCGGACGUGCGCUCGGUGGGCUACUCGGAGCUGUUCAGCCUGUCGCGGGAGGACGUGCUGGCCGCCAUGAAGGACUACCCGGAGGCGCAGGAGAUCCUGCAGAACCUCGGCAGGAAAAGCGCCGGCAAGCGCAUCGUGGACCGCCUGCGCUCCGACGUCAAGGGGCUGAAGAACGCGCUGCGCAAGAGCCGCAGGGGCCACAGGACGAACGACGAGUCGCUGGAGCUGCAGCCGCUGAACCCGGACGGGGGGCCGGCGCCCGGCGAGCGCCACGUCUCCGGCAAGGGCGUGCUGCGCCGCAUGUCGCGCGUCCGCAGCGACGAGGCCGACGACAUCGCCCGGCCGGCCGCCGACCACCACCCGCAGGCAAGUGCGGCGCGCCGCGACAGCCGGGGAGCGAGGGGGCGGAUGGGCAGCAGGCCCUCUCCGCCACUCACUCCUGCCUCGCGACCUUGCAUGUUCUGUACUACUGGCUCGCCGAAAUACGAGGGCGUGCCCAAAAUUAACACUACUGAAUUGUUAAGGGGAGUUGGCGCCAGCCUGCUGCCGUGCGCGCAGCCCAUGUCGCCGUCGGAGAAGCUGGGCGCGGGACUGCCGCUGCUGCAGCGACUGCGCAUGCUCAAGGAGAAGCAGGAGCGCGAGGAGCGCAAGCUGCUGCCCGCGUCGCCGCCGUCGCCGCCGCCGGCGCCGGCGCCCGCCCCCGGCGAGCGGGACCGGCCGGCCACCCCCGAGCGCGAGCACGAGGUGCUGGGCGCCGGCCUACCGCUGCUGCAGCGCCUCAAGCUGCUCAAGCAGAAGGAGGAGCGCGCCGCCACCGCCGCCCCCGCCGCCGGUUCCGUCGUCGUCGUGGUCAUCCGCCCACGUCGGGGAACUCGAAGCAAGAUCGGCUUCCGUAGCUUCCUCAGGACACGGCAUGGGUCCAGCCUGUCGCCCCCGACGACGGCGGACGACUCGCGGCUGCACUCGGGCCCCUCCUCUGAGGAGGACUCUGCGGCUCCUCGCAGAGUGGCCGCCGGCAGCUCCAUCCUCACACGGCUCGCCUCGCUCAAGCACGCUGGUCGGCAGCCCAGCGUGGCGUCGUCGACGGCGUCGAGCGACCGGCACAGCGACGCGGAGGCGGUCCCUUGCGGGCCGUGCUCGCCCACGGAGGCGCUGUCGCCGCCCCCCUCCGCCACCAGCUCGGCGCCGUCGCGCGGCGGCUCGCUACUGCUGCGCGACAAGCUCAAGACGCUGGUGCACGCGCCCGCGCACACGCCGCCGCACACGCCCCCACCGCCCCCGCAGGCGCAGCCGCCGCCCCCGACUGUGGUUCACGCUGCCACCGCUGCGGCCGCACCACCCGCAGGCGAACUCCCGCGGCCGGGGCUGGUGAAGAAGCAGCCGUCGUGGACGAUCCUGAAGCGCGCGGCCAUCGUCUCGUCCUCGGGGUCCCGCGAGGACGAGAGCAGCGACGCGAGCGCCGUGUCCGCCCCCGCGGCGCUCGACCGCACCGCCGCCGAGGGUGGAGACGCCGCCGCCGAACCCGACCUGGUACCGGGGGCCACGCCCACCGACACGCCCUCCUCGCCCGCGCGCCACAAGGACGCAGACGACGACCAGCUGCCCGUCCCAGCAGCGCCAGGAAUCGCCAAAGAGAACGACGCGUGGAGGCCGUCGGUGGAGAUGGCGUCGCCCCCGCCAGCCUCCGUGGGGCGGCCGCCGCCCCCGGGGGCGGAAGCAGACCCGCAACCGCCGCCCACGUGCGUCGCAGCCGCAGCCGCUGCCGCUGCCAACACUACACCAGCCGUGCCUCUCAAACGCCCCGCGAAGCCGACCCUGCUGCAAAUCCAACAGCGAGAGACAAAGUUCUACACGUCGAUAGACGACCUGUCGCCCGAGUACUCGGGCCUGCCCUUCGUCAAGAAGCUCAAGAUCCUGAACGAGCGCCAGAAGCUGGCCGAGCUGGAGCGCACCGUGGCCGCCGCCGGCUUCCUGCGCAGCUCCAGCCUCGACUCGGGCGGCGCGCCCCCCGGCUGCCUCGACGGCGGGCUCACCAGGUGA